AUGGCUCGCAUUUAUGAUCCUGAAAAUCCGGGUUACGAUGUGGUGUUGGUAGGGCUAUUGGCCCCAUUACUUCUGAUGCAACUCGGGUACCCAGAUAGCAUAACGGCCCAUACGGUGGACGAUAACCGGCUGGGAUUGAGACAGGUUCUAAACAUUGGAGUUACGGUUCUCAUCAUGGUUUGGAUUCUGAUUCGCUGUUGGGAAGGCUCGUCCCCCGUCUCAAGACUGUACUUUCCCUUGUCCGUGGUCGGAAUCAUGAAGCCAGUGGGGUGGGUCUGGGCUCUCCAAUCCGUGUAUGAUGAGGACUCGAGCGUGACCGCUGAGGACAUAACGGAACAAGCCAGCAUUCAACGAUUGUUCGAAGAGUUCCCCCAGGACGAGAAGUUGAAUUCCGCAAAGGAUAUCUUAAAGGCCUAUUUCCGGUUUGAUUGUUUGAAGCCCCACCUCGUGAACUGGCUGUACCACCCUCAGUUCAUAUCCCACGAUUGGAUGUCCAUCGACAGUCACACCGCCGACCACGCUUUCUCCAUAACCGAGAUCGAGCUAAACUUCAUGUACGACGUGCUCUACACUAAAGCGCCCAUUCUGUACACUAGUAUGGGCCUCAUAGACCGCUUCUUUGGCUUCUUCUGCUUGGUGUCAGCCUUGUGUGCUUUUGCCGUGAUCUUCAGGAGUGCCUUCUUGAUCGAUAUGUACAUCACCUAUACCUACGCUUUACUGAUGGCAGUCACAUCUCUUGAGCUUUAUCAAAUAUCCAUGCUGUUGUUUUCGGAUUGGGCAGUGGUGAAGAUGAGUAUGAAUCUUAAGGUGCGGCUCGUCCGAAGGCUCCUCCCAUUUCUAGCCAAAUGGUGCAUGAAGCAGAGAAGAUGGUCAAGGUCGGUAGGGCAGCUCAAUUUGUUAGACCACCGCCUCUUGUGCAAAGAAUUUCCGAAGCUCAUUGCCACGGUACUUGAUUGGUUUGAGAAAAGGGAGAUCGUCAGGAGGUACUGGUUACACUCCCGCCAGCCCAUCCCCUCGUCCCUCAAGGUGAUGGUUGUUCAAAAAAUGGCAGAGCUAGAGAAGCAAAGACACCUCCUGCCCUUCACAGAAAGAGGCAAGUGGACGCUCGAGACUCACGACAUCCAAGAGAAACAAGGACUGAGCAGUAGCAUUAAGACAAGAUUUGAUAGGAGCAUCAUUAUAUGGCACAUUGCAACAGAAAUCCUGCAUAGAUUGGAAAGUGAGUACUCCGAGGCUUGUAGAGGAAGCAAACUCCUAGCGGAUUAUAUGAUAUACCUCCUGGCUCUGCAUCCUUACAUGUUGUCCCUCACCACUGCCGACAUCACGCUGGAGUACGUUUGUCGCACACUGUCGCCUUUCUUGAGGUACCAAGAUGAUAAAAAAGCAAUUAGCAUACUGUCCUCCCUAGAUGGAGAUCUUCCACCCCUAGUCAAACAAAGUAAGGAGACGUGGAUCACUCGCGACUGGGACGUGUUGUCGGAGGUGCAGAAGCUCGUGGUCGACUUGAGGAUGAUGGACAACAAGUGGGAGAUCAUCAGUAGCAUCUGGGUGGAGAUGCUAUGUUAUGCAGCGCACAACUGUCAAGUGUAUCACCAUGCCAAGCUGCUGAGAAGAGGAGGGGAGCUCAUCACUCACGUGUGGCUCCUCUUGGCUCACAAGACUGACAAAUACCAUUCAAGCAUUGGCGGGCUUCCAAAAGAUCUUGCCGCCUUAACCAAGUCUAGCACCUGGGCAAAAGGUUCUUCUAGCUGGUUCCAGAAGAUGUUCGGGAAGGAACUUCACAAGGGCGUUGGCCUCCGCACGCGGAUUCUACCGCGAUCUUCCCCAUUGCUCGGAAUUUCUACCUGGGUGACAGCGCUGGAUUCGGACCGGACAGAGGGGGCUCACGGCCAACCGGGGCUCAGCCUGAAUCGGGUCUCGCCCAGCCCUGUGGUGCUUGGGCAGGCCUCCAUCGCCACUGCUCGAGCUUGCGACAGCCAUUCAAGCUCUGAACUAGAGCCUACCACGGUCAUUCAAGCUCUGAAACAGAGCCUCCGUGACAUUCGAGUUUUGUCUGGAGUUGGCUAUGACCCUAGAUUCUCCAUGGCCGACCUUGAUCUCGAUGGAGGGGUUCAGUCUGCCAUGAUCGACCUCUAA
This is a messenger RNA of Eucalyptus grandis, 2136 nucleotides long. RefSeq lists its product as uncharacterized. The transcript is spliced from 2 exons. Bases 1 to 2136 code for a protein of 711 amino acids. NCBI's taxonomy places the organism in Eukaryota, Viridiplantae, Streptophyta, Magnoliopsida, Myrtales, Myrtaceae. The record is from RefSeq and is a predicted model, not a curated record.